This is a messenger RNA of Oppiella nova, 2115 nucleotides long. The record is from the annotation of a GenBank genome assembly. Lineage: Eukaryota; Metazoa; Arthropoda; Arachnida; Sarcoptiformes; Oppiidae.
AUAUUAAUAAGUUUGUAUAAGUUUUUCAUUGAUAUCAAACACGCGGUGAACGCAUUGAUACGACUGUCCAGAGAGCACCCAAAACAGAUCACUUUGUUUGCUUUGGGACCCCUCACCAACAUAGCACUGGCCUAUCAUUUGGAUAACAAAUUGUUUGACAAUUUGGAGCAAAUCGUGUUUAUGGGCGGAACUCUUGAUUUCAAUGGGAAUAUGGAUCCCGUGAAGGAGUUUAAUAUAGCGAGUGAUGCCGAGGCCUGUCAUAUAGUGCUGUCCAAUGCUAAGGACAAGUGUCCUUUCACAGCAGUUCCCAUUGAAUGCUGUGAGAGUAAUUUGAUGACCUGGGACAUUUAUGACAAAAUAGUAACGUUGGGGACAAAGAAGUCCACAUUUGCAAAACAAGUCUUAGCCAUGGAGUACAGUAGAGUUCACCCUCAACCUGGAGCUAAAGGUAUGAUAAUGUUUGAUAUGUUGGCAAUUAUUGCACUCUUGUAUGCGGACUAUAUUGAGAGCUCCACUCCAUAUAAGACAUCGAUUGAAUUGAACGGAACCCUCACGAGAGGGGAACUGGUGUUUGAUAAGAGAACGCCGGGACCUGAUGUUAAACCCAUGGAUUGGACUUCGUUAGUAAUUAUAGACACCGACAGUGGUGUUGACGACGCGUUGGCCAUAAUGUUGGCCACGUAUUGCCACAAACAAGACUUCAUUGACAUACUGGCCAUCACCUGCACCCAUGGAAAUACAGGCGUCGAUAAUGUGUGCACAAAUGUUUGCUAUACUCUAAGAGCCUGUGAUUUAGAGGACCAUGGAAAUACAGCCGUCGAUAAUGUGUGCAAAAAUGUUUGCUAUACUCUAAGAGCCUGUGAUUUAGAGCAAAUCAAGGUAUACCGGGGUAGUGAGGGACCUAUUAUCGGGAAAUACAUAUAUGACGAUUGGGAUGGGAAAGAUGGUUUGGGUGACUCCACUAAGGAUAUGCCUCCUAUUGUACCGCAUAUUGAGAGCGAACACGCGGCCAAUGCAUUGGUACGACUGGCCAGAGAGCAUCCAAAACAAAUUACUGUUAUUGCUUUGGGACCCCUGUCCAACAUUGGCACAGCCUAUAUGUUGGACAACAAUUUCUACGAUAAUUUGGAGCAAAUCGUGUUUAUGGGCGGAUGUGUUGAUUACGUGGGAAAUGUAGGUCCGGUUCAGGAGUUUAAUAUCCAGAGGGACGCCGAGGCCUGUAGUAUAAUGCUGUCCAACGCUAAGUGCCCGCUCAUAUCAGUGCCGUGGGAGUGCGGUCAGAUAAUUAUAGACACCGACAGUGGUGUUGACGACGCGUUGGCCAUAAUGUUGGCCACGUAUUGCCACAAACAAGACUUCAUUGACAUACUGGCCAUCACUUGCACCCAUGGAAAUACAGCCGUCGAUAAUGUGUGCAAAAAUGUUUGCUAUACUCUAAGAGCCUGUGAUUUAGAGGUAUACCGGGGCUGUGAGGGACCUAUUAUCGGGAAAUACAUACCAAACGAUUACCACGGAGAGGACGGAUUGGGUGACUCCACUAAAGACAUGCCUCCUAUUGUCCCUCACAUUGAGAGCGAGCACGCGGUCAACGCUUUAGUACGACUGUCCCGGGAGUAUGCAAAUCAGAUUACUAUAGUCACAUUGGGACCCCUGUCCAACAUUGGCACAGCCUAUCUGUUGGACAACAAUUUCUACAAUAAUUUGAAGCAAAUCGUGUUUAUGGGCGGAUGUGUUGAUUACGUGGGAAAUAUAGGUCCGGUUCAGGAGUUUAAUAUCCAGAGGGACGCCGAGGCCUGUACGGCUGGUCAUCCCCACGAGAAUAUAAGCGCUCAUUUCAGGGGAACUACACUCUACUGUCCGCCAGAAUAUAUCAAAUACCGGUUAUAUUACGGGCAAUCGCAGACUGUCUGGUCUUUGGGUAUAUUUCUGUACGAAUUAUUCUGUGGAGACAUACCGUUCCUCACCGUCAAUGAUAUACUCAAUGAAAGUAAUGCCCUCCGCUUUCCCGAUCACGUGUCCAAAGAGUAUCGCAAUAUAAUAGAGAAGUGUUUGCAUCGAAAGCAACUCAGAAGACCAUCCAUUCGUGACUUACUUUCACAUCAAUUGUUUGAAUAA